AUGGACACUCUGUUCCGGUCCCAGCUGAUGGACACGCUGCGCGCCCCCGUGGCCCUCCCGGGACUGUGCUUCUCGGCGGCGCAGGUCGCGAGCGUCUGCGAAACUUUGGAGGACACCGGCGACAUCGAGAGACUGGCCCGGUUCCUGUGGUCACUUCCAGUCAGUGUGGAUUCCAUUUUCGAGCACGAGUCGGUUCAGAGGGCACGCGCUGUGGUCGCUUUCCACGCGGGAAGCUUCAAAGAAUUGUACCACAUCCUCGAGACGCACCGGUUCACGCGCGCCUCUCACGGCAAACUGCAGGCCAUGUGGCUCGAGGCGCACUACCGUGAGGCCGAGCGGCUGCGCGGGAGGCCCCUGGGCCCCGUGGACAAGUACCGCGUGAGGAAGAAGUUCCCUCUGCCUCGGACCAUCUGGGACGGAGAGCAGAAGACGCACUGCUUCAAGGAGCGCACGAGGGGCCUGCUCCGGGAGUGGUACCUCCAGGACCCCUACCCCAACCCGAGCAAGAAGCGCGAGCUGGCACGUGCCACGGGACUGACCCCGACACAAGUGGGCAACUGGUUCAAGAACAGGAGACAGCGAGACAGAGCGGCGGCGGCCAAAAACAGGUUGCAGCUGCACAGACUGAGCGGAGGGGACAGUCCCAGAGACAGCGCGGGACACGGGGACGAGGACACGCCCCUUUCCGUGACGGACAGUGACUCUGAACUGGAGGUGUGA
Boleophthalmus pectinirostris (great blue-spotted mudskipper) is the source of this 720-nucleotide messenger RNA. It is a transcript of the gene six3b, whose product is annotated as SIX homeobox 3b. The transcript is spliced from 2 exons. Gene Ontology annotation, cellular component: transcription regulator complex; nucleus. Lineage: Eukaryota; Metazoa; Chordata; Actinopteri; Gobiiformes; Gobiidae. Gene Ontology annotation, molecular function: RNA polymerase II cis-regulatory region sequence-specific DNA binding; DNA-binding transcription factor activity, RNA polymerase II-specific. The coding region runs from base 1 to 720 and encodes 239 amino acids. Gene Ontology annotation, biological process: regulation of transcription by RNA polymerase II; eye development. The record is from RefSeq and is a predicted model, not a curated record.